Molecule: messenger RNA, 1218 nt
Organism: Phaethon lepturus (White-tailed tropicbird)
Lineage: Eukaryota; Metazoa; Chordata; Aves; Phaethontiformes; Phaethontidae
Gene: RFC3
Product: replication factor C (activator 1) 3, 38kDa
Exons: 8
Biological process (GO): DNA repair; DNA-templated DNA replication
Cellular component (GO): DNA replication factor C complex; nucleus
Molecular function (GO): DNA clamp loader activity; ATP hydrolysis activity; DNA binding
Source: RefSeq, a predicted model, not a curated record
GUUCAGUGUGGUGACUUCCCUCAUCUAUUGGUGUAUGGACCAUCAGGAGCUGGAAAAAAGACAAGAAUAAUGUGUUUGUUAAGGGAAUUAUAUGGCGCAGGAGUAGAAAAACUGAGGAUUGAGCAUCAGAGUAUAACGGCACCUUCUAAAAAGAAAAUUGAAAUUAGCACCAUUGCAAGUAAUUAUCACCUUGAAGUUAACCCAAGUGAUGCAGGAAACAAUGACCGCGUAGUAAUUCAGGAACUCUUGAAGACGGUAGCACAAUCCCAACAGCUUGAGACAAGUACACAACGAGAUUUUAAAGUGGUGCUGUUAACAGAAGUCGACAAACUCACUAAAGAUGCUCAGCAUGCUUUGCGAAGAACAAUGGAGAAGUACAUGGCGACCUGCAGGUUGAUCCUGUGCUGCAACUCCAUGUCAAAAAUUAUAGGACCUAUUCAAAGCAGAUGCCUGGCUGUACGAGUGCCUGCUCCAAGCAUUGAAGAUAUCUGCCACGUCUUGUCCAGUGUGUGUAAGAAAGAAGGUCUGACUCUUCCUCAGGAACUGGCCCAAAGGCUUGCAGAGAAAUCUGGCAGGAAUCUUCGGAAAGCACUACUCAUGUGUGAGUCCUGCAGAGUACAACAGUAUCCUUUCACUGCUGAUCAAGACAUUCCUGAAAUGGACUGGGAAAUUUAUUUGAGAGAAACUGCAAAUGCUAUUGUUGGUCAACAGACACCACAAAGGCUUUUAGAGGUCCGUGGACGGCUUUAUGAACUCCUGACACACUGUAUUCCUCCUGAGAUUAUAAUGAAGGGCCUCCUGUCAGAACUUUUAAAUAACUGUGAUGGACAACUGAAAGGAGAAGUUGCACAGAUGGCAGCCUUCUAUGAACACCGCCUGCAACUCGGCAGCAAAGCCAUUUAUCAUCUGGAAGCAUUUGUAGCAAAGUUUAUGGCAAUUUACAAGAAGUUUAUGGAGGAUGGGCUAGAUGACAUGAUGUUCUAAUGCUGAUGCCCCAAGUCGUACAUAGAAUAUUGUAUCAUGAUGCCAGUAAUGUUGCAAAUGCUGUCUACUUGUCUAUGCUUGAUUGCAGGUGAGUCUAGUUCAAAGUCAAAUAUUUUAUUUUGCUAUUAAUAUAAAACACAGUUAACGAAACAACCAUCUUCAAUUUUAGAAGCCAAAUGGAUUGUUUGACAGCCUCAAAUCCGUCUUUAGAUCCAUACAAAAUACAUUAGCCUU